AUGAGUGGACCACCAGCAUCUAAGUACAAGGUCGCCGACAUCUCACUGUCAGCCUUUGGCCGUCGCGAAAUUGAGCUCGCCGAAAAUGAGAUGCCAGGUCUCAUGGCCACGCGGAUAAAGUACGCAGAAGAUCAGCCACUGAAGGGCGCCCGUAUCGCAGGAUGUCUACACAUGACUAUUCAGACCGCUGUUCUCAUUGAAACCCUCACAUCUCUCGGAGCCGAAGUCACUUGGUCAUCAUGCAACAUCUUCUCCACACAAGACCAUGCUGCAGCUGCCAUCGCUGCUGCAGGUACUCCAGUGUUCGCCUGGAAGGGUGAGACCGAGGAAGAAUACAACUGGUGUUUGGAGCAACAGCUCGUAGCCUUCAACGAUGGAAAGACCCUCAACUUGAUCCUCGAUGACGGUGGAGACCUGACAGCGCUGGUACACAACAAGCACCCUGAGAUGCUCAAGGACUGCUACGGUGUUUCAGAAGAGACGACCACUGGUGUCCACCACCUGUACCGAAUGCUCAAGGGGAAAGGUCUUCUGGUACCCGCUGUCAACGUGAACGACUCCGUUACGAAGUCCAAGUUCGAUAACUUGUACGGUUGCAGAGAGUCUCUCAUCGAUGGUAUCAAGCGUGCCACAGAUGUCAUGGUUGCUGGCAAAGUCGCCGUUGUCGCUGGAUUCGGUGACGUCGGCAAAGGAUGCGCUCAGGCUUUACACAGCAUGGGUGCCCGUGUCAUUGUCACCGAGAUUGAUCCUAUCAACGCUCUGCAGGCGGCCGUUUCAGGCUACCAGGUCACUACCAUGGAAGACGCUGCACCGGAAGGUCAGAUCUUCGUCACUACGACUGGAUGCAGAGAUAUCCUCCUCGGCAAACACUUCGAGGUCAUGAAGAAUGAUGCCAUUGUGUGCAAUAUCGGACAUUUUGACAUCGAGAUCGACGUUGCCUGGUUGAAGAAGAAUGCCAAAUCUGUCCAAAACAUCAAGCCCCAAGUCGACCGCUACCUCAUGGAAAACGGCCAUCACAUCAUACUCCUCGCCGAGGGCCGCCUUGUGAACCUUGGAUGUGCUACCGGUCACUCUUCGUUCGUCAUGUCAUGCUCCUUCACCAACCAAGUGCUCGCGCAGAUUAUGUUGUUCAAGGCCGAGGAUGAGGCGUUCGGUAAGCGCUACAUCGAGUUUGGGAAGACUGGAAAGAAGGAAAUCGGGGUCUAUGUCCUGCCCAAGAUUCUAGAUGAGCAAGUCGCUCUGCUGCAUCUGGAUCACGUCAACGUCAAGCUGUCGAAGCUGUCGGAGACACAAGCUGAAUACUUGGGUCUGCCUGCCGAGGGACCCUUCAAGAACGACAUCUACCGCUACUAG
This is a messenger RNA of Letharia columbiana, 1353 nucleotides long. RefSeq lists its product as uncharacterized. The coding region runs from base 1 to 1353 and encodes 450 amino acids. Gene Ontology annotation, cellular component: cytosol. Gene Ontology annotation, biological process: L-methionine cycle. The transcript is spliced from 6 exons. The record is from RefSeq and is a predicted model, not a curated record. NCBI's taxonomy places the organism in Eukaryota, Fungi, Ascomycota, Lecanoromycetes, Lecanorales, Parmeliaceae. Gene Ontology annotation, molecular function: adenosylhomocysteinase activity.